AUGUGCCUCUGUCGUCUGCUCACGCUGCUGACGGCUUCCGCUUUUUAAACCUAGGCCUGUGUAUGGCUUCCGAAUACUGCUGCCUCCACCGCCACCCUGCGCCAUGUGCCUCUGUCGUCUGCUCACGCUGCUGACGGCUUCCGCUUUUUAAACUAGUCCUGUGUAUGUCUUCCGAAUACUGCUGCCUCCACCGCCACCCUGCGCCAUGUGCCACUUUCGGGUCUCCUCACACUGCUGCCAGGUCCAGAGUGUGUCAUGGGUCCCUGUACGGCCUCCCAUUGCUGCUGACUUCAUCGCCAGACUCUGCCAUGUGCCACUUUCAGGUCUCCUUACACUGUUGGUGGGUUCCAUUUUGUGAUAGGGUGCUG
Molecule: messenger RNA, 368 nt
Organism: Staurois parvus
Lineage: Eukaryota; Metazoa; Chordata; Amphibia; Anura; Ranidae
Source: the annotation of a GenBank genome assembly